Messenger RNA from Candoia aspera, 960 nucleotides. RefSeq names its product lamin-L(III)-like. Gene Ontology annotation, biological process: nuclear envelope organization; nuclear pore localization; nuclear migration. Gene Ontology annotation, molecular function: structural constituent of cytoskeleton. Gene Ontology annotation, cellular component: nuclear envelope; nuclear lamina. NCBI's taxonomy places the organism in Eukaryota, Metazoa, Chordata, Lepidosauria, Squamata, Candoiidae. Bases 10 to 951 code for a protein of 313 amino acids. The record is from RefSeq and is a predicted model, not a curated record. The transcript has 5 exons.
UCCGCCCCGAUGGCCGCGGCUAGGUUUUCCACGCCGGUGUCGGAGGCGGACAGCGGGCUGGCCCCUGACCUCUUCCCGUGCCCCUCGGCCAGCCCGAGCCUCCGGAGCCCCCUGCGGGAGAAGGAAGAGCUACGGCAGCUCAACGACCGCCUGGCCGCCUACAUCCAGCGCGUGCGGGCCUUGGAGGCGGCCAAAGCCGCGCUGCAUCUCCGCCUGGGCCGGUGCGAGGAGGAUGGCAGCCGCAACCUGGGCGUCCUGCGGCGCAUCUACGAGAAGGAGCUGGCCGAGGCGCGCCGGGCGCUCGAUCACCAAGCGCUGCAGCGGGCGGCCUUGCAAGUGGCGGCGGACUCGCUGCGCGACGAGCACCGGCAGCUGCUGGCCAGGAACUCUAAAAAAGAAAAUGAAUUAAGCCUGGCAGCUGCUCGAAUGAGGGAUCUGGAUGCUCAGCUAAACUCCAAAGAGGCUGAACUGGUGACAGCGUUACACAGGCAGCAGAGUUUAGAGAAAGAUCUUCAAGAAUCCAAGGAUCAGAUGAUCUCUCUUAAGGAGCUGGUAAAAGACUCUAAAAAUGAACUUCAGAAUGAGGAGUUGAAAAGAGUAGAGUUGGAAAAUCAAGUGAAGACUCUCCAAGAACAAGUGGCAUUUCUCAAGAGCAUCCAUGAACAUGAACUCAGGAACAAGAAGCAAUUUUACGAGAGCAGGAUUCAAGGAAUUGUAUCUGGCCAUCAACAGGAAUUUGAAAAUAAACUGAUGAAUUCUCUCCAGGAGCUCAGAAAAGAGCAUGAACAACAAAUCAGGGAAUACAAAGAUCAGAUGGAGAGAAACUUCCAGGCCAAAGUAGAAAAUGCUCAACUUUAUGCUGAAAAGGAGCAUGAUUUUGCUAAUUCUGUUCAAGAGGAACUCAAACAAACGAAAUGGAAGGUUGAUCAUCUUUUAUCACAGGUAAACUGAAAAACCAGG